CCCCCCCAUUUCCACAGCGGAGCGUGUGUGAGUGUGUGUGUGUGGGGGAGAUCGUGUGUUUGUUGUGUUUUUGUUCUGCUCAGUCGGACCCGCUGUAAGGAUGGCCUCCGACGGUAUGGACGAGCGCUCGCCGCUGCUGCCCGGACAGAACUCGGGCAAUGUCACGCCCACAGCGCCGCCGUACCUGCAGGAGGGCAGCGGCAGCCCGAGAGCUGAGCUGCCUCCUCCCUACACAGCCAUUGCCAGUCCAGAUGCUGGAGGGGUUCCGGUCAUCAACUGCCGAGUGUGCCAGUCUCUUAUAAACCUGGAUGGCAAGCUCCAUCAGCAUGUGGUGAAGUGCACUGUCUGCAACGAGGCCACGCCUAUCAAAAACCCACCAACAGGAAAGAAGUAUGUUAGAUGUCCCUGCAACUGCUUGCUAAUCUGUAAAGACACAUCUCGAAGGAUAGGAUGUCCUCGGCCCAACUGCAGACGCAUCAUCAACCUGAGUCCGGUGAUGGUUAUCCCGGAGGAGCAGCCUGCACAACCAGCCCUUCCUGUUCAGCCCGAGGGCAUGCGUGUGGUGUGCGGCCACUGCGGUAACACGUUCCUUGGCAGCGAUGCUGCGUCCCAGUCUGCCUCUGGCCUGCGUAUUGAUGGUGCCUCUGCUCCCUUCAAGUGGAUGGAGCUCCGAUUUAAUACACUGGCCAAGUGCCCACACUGCAAAAAAAUCUCGUCUGUUGGCAGUGCUCUGCCUAGGAGGCGCUGUUGUGCCUACAUCACAGUAGGAAUGAUCUGUAUUUUCAUCGGAAUUGGAUUAACAGUGGGCACUCAAGAUUUUGCUAGCCGUUACCAUGCUACCUACGUUUCCUGGGCCUUCGCGUAUCUGCUGGGCCUUAUCUGUCUGGUACGGGCCUGCUACUGGGGAGCGAUUAAAGUCAGCUAUCCAGAGAACACCUUCGCGUAGACAGUGUCCAUCAUUCAACAAGUCCUUUUAGUAUUUCAUUUUAUCCUGAUUUUAACAGGUGUACAUUUGAAUGGUCGUUCGAUGUAGAAGAACUAAAAUCCAGCCUGGGGUUUUGCCGUGACUAAGAAUGUUGAACUUUUAAUCUUGAUUGGCUCUGAUAUUUAUUGUUUUGCUGAAUUAAGCUUGUAAAUGGUCGGAUGAGGUAGAAUAUUGAAUAAACUGAAAUCUGUAUUGCUGACGAUUAAUGAAAAGUUGAUCAGAUGGAAUUUGGUAUAAGUUAAGUGUGCUUGGCAGGCCUCAAGGAGUUUGACUGACUGGCCUCAAGUAACUAUGACCCCUACUGGAUGGAGAGUGUAUACAUGUUACUGCAUUUUGUUACUGACCUGACCAAAAGAGAUGAACAAUUUGCCCAUUGCACUACACCUUUUAUGCAAUUAUAUUCUGUUAUUUUGCUGCUAGCUGUCACAGCUGUAAAAAGCUGAAAGUUAAUGUAUUAAGAAAAUAUCUGCCCACACUCAACAAGGUACUGUGUUGCAUUUAAACCUUCAGAUGUCUGUAAUGUUCCUUACGGUCCUGUGCCAAUGUUCUUAUUCAUGUGUCUCUGGGGUGAGGGGGGAGGUCCCUCAGAGGAAGUUUUAUCAGUAUUCUCAAAUUCAUGCCGAUUAAGCCGCUGUAUCUCACUGUAAGCAAUAAAAUCUCUAGUUUUGUGGCUUUCAGAGUAAAAAAAAACAGCAUGCUCACACACGCGCACACACUGCACCUGUUUAUUUGACUCAUCAGUCAGCAGUGAGAUGUUACAUGUACUGAAUGGAGAAAAUCACACAUGCAUGAUUUUCGUUUGAUUAUUUUGUACCGCAGAACAGUGUUCGAUUUCUCUGCCACUGAAAAGGCAGUGUUGAAGUAUUAGACCCUGAAUCUAGUGCUGUUCCCUAUAAGUAGAAUGAACAUGCCUCUGCUGCUUGCCUGAUUCCGACACAUGGUCAGUCCUCGCUAGCGCCACAGUAGUUCCCUAACUUCGACAGGACAAAUGGGCACAACUGUAGUUACUAAUCUUGUUCUGAAUGUGACAAAUUAAUAAAUUCUUUGUACAUAGUUUGUUCGGUACAACGAGACUGUAGCUUGAGUUGGAAUAUGGUUUGGGUCUUUUUAAAACUGAUAAUUUAUCAAUAAAAUGGAGAGGAAAAUUUUA
Molecule: messenger RNA, 2135 nt
Organism: Astyanax mexicanus (Mexican tetra)
Lineage: Eukaryota; Metazoa; Chordata; Actinopteri; Characiformes; Acestrorhamphidae
Gene: pip4p2
Product: phosphatidylinositol-4,5-bisphosphate 4-phosphatase 2
Exons: 8
Coding region: 101-946 (281 amino acids)
Biological process (GO): phosphatidylinositol dephosphorylation
Cellular component (GO): plasma membrane; phagocytic vesicle membrane; lysosomal membrane
Molecular function (GO): phosphatidylinositol-4,5-bisphosphate 4-phosphatase activity
Source: RefSeq, a predicted model, not a curated record